AUGGCCCUUAAGGGGAGAGAUGUCGCUGUCGCUGGCAUCGCCUGCUUCAUUGCCUGGGGCUAUGCCGUGAGCUGGUUUCCUACUAUACGAUGGGCCGCCCAUGCCUUCGUCUUGGGCGUCGCGGCCACCCUCCUGGUCUGUCUGUGCCUUAUACUCCUGACAUCCCGAGGCUCAGCGUAUCCCCAAAGGAACAGAUCGUCACGGCCAAACGCAGCUCACUUUACAGGAGCGGAGGCGUGGCACAAAGGAAUUACCGCUCUACGAGCCCGACAAACCUACGUGAAAGCACCGCUCUACCCCGACUCCCCGAGAAUAUCACACGCGCUGGACCAUCUGCUCGAGCUGGUCGUGCGAGACUUCGUCAAGUCAUGGUAUUCGAACAUCAGCAAGAACCCUGUGUUCGCGAACGAGGUCGACAAGACUACGCGCCAUGCGCUGGCCAGAAUACGAGACCGUUUGUUCGAAACCGACCUAGUUGAGGUCGUCAUUGGCAGGAUCGUCCCGAUAUUGACGGCUCACUUUCGAGACUUUUACGAUGCCGAAAGGGCUGUACGUGGUCGCAAGUUGAACCGCGACGUCACCGAGUCCGAGGAGUUGGACCUAGCUAUCGCCGCGAAGUACAAAGAUGGAAAGCUACACCCUGCUGCAUCUCUGGCCUACUCGGACACAAAGACAGUACAGCAAGAGCACUUGCGGCACAUGAUAGCUGGCAUCUUGCCCCAGGUUCUCCCAAGUAACCUGAUGGAUAGCCGAGCCGUAUCCAGUAUCGUCCGCGAGAUCGUCUCAUGCGCUGUUAUGUUUCCGGUUAUGCAGCUCCUGUCGGAACCAGAUACAUGGAACCAGAUCAUGGAAAACAUAGGACGCAGCAUGUUGCAAGACCGUUCUACCGUCCGCAAGCUGCGGGCUGCUUUGGAUGCGCAUGCAUCACCAACGCCUAGGAGUUCCAAAGCCGUUGCGUUCCCACGACUGUCGCAGGGUGAUGGCGAGCGCAGAUUUGAGAAGUUCAUUCGUACCAUUCGAAAACUGAAUAAUCUGUCCGACGCACGGCGGUUCAGGAGCGAAGUGGCAAGCCAACUCAAGAAAGACUCACAGAAAGAAGGACAAGACCCGGUGUACCUGCGGCGACUGGAGAUGGCUAAAAGACUUUUGGACCAAAGAGUUCAACAGCUAGCUGCUGGGGGCGAUAGAAGGAAUGCGCCUAUCGUCAGCAAUCCAUCGCAGGGCCCUACCUCCUCGCGGUUGGAGCAUGCAUCGCUAGAGGAGAUCUUGCGCGACACCUUGGGUCUUUCGUAUUUCAUGGAGUAUAUGGACAGACAACGUCUGAUGCCUCUCGUUCAGUUCUGGCUAGUGGUGGAUGGUUUCCGGAAUCCACUGGAAGACGCCACAGCCGAUGACGACCAACUGCCGACUACAUUGAGCCCCUGGACAGAUUCUGAUCGCGCCGACCUUGCUCAGAUUGACCAGGCGUACCUGUCCCGACCCGAGCUACGCGUGCCCGUUGCUGCACGGCAAGCGAUUCGCGAGUUUCUCAGUGCUGGAAGGCAAGCAAGUCCGGCGCAAUACCAUGUGGCACGCCGGGCUGUGCUGAAAGUCCAAAGCAAUGUACUCGAGGAUAUGCAAUCCAGGUACCUGCAAGCUUUCAAGAAGUCGGACCUAUUCUACAAAGCCCUCGCAUCCGAGGAAGCCUCGAAAACAAUCCCACCGCCUCAACCACCUCAGGCAGGCCCAUCAACGAGCACACACAUGCAGAGAGCGUCAACUUCGUACUCGCUGAAGCCUACGCCGGUGGCACGGCUUAAUCCGAGACUUAACUCAACCAACACUCAAGUUCGGCGGGGACUCUCUGCCAAUGAUGUAAGGGCUGCGUCUACUAAUGGUAGUCAUAGCCCUGAACCUCGUGCAGGCCAUCGGCGAUCAAUUGACGACUCUAAUAGCUCCCCCUUGUUCGACGACGACGAUUUGGACCAUGAUCCAAUGGGAGACUCGGUACAGAGUCUUGAUCAGGAACCUUCAAGGGACCAGCCGGACACUCAAGUCGUCCAAGCAAUGGAGGCAGUGCUGAAUGAUAUUAUGGAAGAUGAGCGUCCACAAACUGCUGAAGAUCUUCGAGAGUCGUUGUUUGGAAACGAUGACGGUACUGCGAGCCUCUUCUCAGCUCAAGACAACGACUCUGCUAGGGGCUCCUCCAUAGACCUCCAGCGCCCCGCCCCAACCGGUAAAGAAAUCGAAAAGCCCAGUCUUUCGUCUCUGGGACUCGUGAGUGCGGCUUCCCGAAUCGGUGUCUUCAUGGACGACGAUCUCUUCGGAGACGAGGAAAGGUUCCUCUCGGAUGAGCAGGAAGACAACGAUGAGGACCAGCAGGUUUCAAUUGAGGAUGAAGUCCAUGAAGCUGCACCCGGCGACUUGGGCCUUGCGGAGGCUAUCACCGCGCUGACAAACGAUAUCGAUCGACUCGCGGCACAAGAGGCAGUCAUCGAGUCUUUGACGAAGAAAGCAGAGUUGACCAACAACACUGCGGAACUGCGCAUCUUGCGAAAGUCGAAGGCUAGCUUGCACAGAGAGCUUCGACGUAAAGAGCUGCAGAGACAGCAAUACGUGAUUCAGGAAAGCGACAACAGUCUAUAUGGACGUGCUUCAAUCAGAAUCAAGUCUAUACAAGUUGGUCGAGAGGACGAUGGCAAGGAGUUUGCGGUGUACGUCGUCGAGGUGCAGAGGAAUGCCGGGGAGAAGAUGCCGGCAGCUACGUGGAUCGUGACGCGGCGGUACAGCGAGUUCCAUGAUCUUCACCAGAGAUUGCGGCAUAGAUAUCCCUCAGUACGGAAUCUUGACUUCCCGCGGCGAAAGUUGGUUAUGAAGCUGCAAAGCGACUUUCUUCGAAAACGCCGCGAGGCUCUAGAAGCCUAUUUACAGUCGCUUCUUCUGCUGCCUGACGUAUGCCGCAGCAGGGACUUGCGAGCCUUCCUUUCGCAGAGCGUGAUCACGCACGGCGAAGAUCUGUUGAGUCGCGAAGACAAGAAAGACAUGAUCACCCGGCUCUAUGACUCAGUGACGGACGGUAUGGAAGAUAUCCUAGGGAACAUCCCCGUGUUGGACCAAUUAUCGGUGGCAGGGCAGAACUUAAUCGCGGCUGCGACGAGCCAGAUCAACACGAUGCCGCUCAACGUGGCCGAAGACGCCAUGACGGCAGCGGAAGCCGAGGCUGAGCUGAACGCUUUCGAAAACAAGGAAUUAGAGCCCUUUAUCAAACCAAUCUGCGACAUCUUCCUCGAGGUGUUUGGCCUCAACCGCGGUAACAACUGGCUUCGCGGGCGGGCGGUGGUGGUGGUGUUGCAUCAGAUGCUGGGCGGCACCAUCGAACGGAAGGUGCGAGACAACUUCAAAGUAUUGGUACAGGAAGACGCCAUGCUCAAAUACAUUGGACUUUUGAGGGACAGUAUGUGGCCCGCCGGGCACAUCAACAGGAAUAAAGUGCCUCGGACAACGUCGGAGAAGGCAAAGACCCGCAGGGAGGCCAGUCUGAUGCUGGCCACAUUGGUGCCAGACCUUGCCGGCAAUGUGGUCGGGCGGCUGAACGCGCAGGCUGCCAGCCGCAGGAUCUUUGCCACGCUCAACAACCCGAGACUAAAUUCCCAUUUGGUCUUUACGAUUAUGGACGAACUAGUCGACGUUUUGUUCCUCGAAGAAUGA
Anthostomella pinea is the source of this 3687-nucleotide messenger RNA. The record is from the annotation of a GenBank genome assembly. Lineage: Eukaryota; Fungi; Ascomycota; Sordariomycetes; Xylariales; Xylariaceae.